GGUUUCUAUUUUUUUUUUUGUACCAGGGUGUUGGGUAUUUAUGUUCUUGUUGUGUGUUGUGAACGGAUCUGUUCUUAUGUGUCAAAAUGUCUUGGUAUCCAGGUCAGCUUGUGUGUGAGUAUGUACUGUGUUAUCGUGAACUGUUUCUGUCAUUCUUGUCCAAUAAAGCCUAGGAUCAAGACAUUUCUUCUUGUAGUGUUUCAUUAGGUUACUAAACAGGGCACAACACUGGUCAGGAAAGCUGGAAUCCCUGACUACACUUGCACACCCCAAAGCAUUGUCGCAACAUAGCGUGCGUGUCACGUGACGGGCAUUGUUGUUGGUUUGUUAUUUGUCGGCCAAUUAAAGAACAUACUUCAGAAUGCCAGAAUUUCAGCAGCUAGAUGUAACCGUUGCAAAUAGGUUUAUAUCAAGCCUUAGCAAAUCUCUGCAGGCUUUAUGCCAUGGAUGUAUGGAUUUUGACACUGGCAUUGAAAUUGUUGGUUAUAUUAAUGUAAGUAUUGACUGUGGAAGGAAAGUGGAUUAUGUGCUUAAUGAAAGGGUACUGAAGAGCAACACUAAUUCAAUGACUUUUGUCAGCAAUAGUUUUCUUGCCAAGAAAGAACAGAUUAAACAAACUCGUGAUGGCUCUUGUUCUCCUGUUUCUGAAUUCACAACUUCUACUCCAUAUCCUCGACCAUUCAGAAGUUCUUAUCAGGCAUCUCACCAGAGCACUUCAUCAUUUUCCCAGUCAUAUGUCCUCCGGGGCUCACAGAAACGUGCUAUGGAAAGGGACUGGAGAGCUCCUAAGCGACUUAGAGGAGAACGAUCUCAAUAUAGUGAAACUGUUUCUUCAGCACAGACAGCAUCAUAUUCUAAUUUACCAGGAGAUAGUUUUAAAAUGCCCCAGAGUCAAAAUUCUAGCAAUGCCACUGAAGAUUCACAAAUAAACAUUAAGCAAGAAGUUUUAGAGAAUGAAUCUGAAAGAAAUGAAUCUGAUAAUGCAGAGCAAACUAGUGACUAUAAAUCUAAUGAACCUUUAUCUGCUGCUGAUAUUAAAAAAGAUCCUGAUAGCUGUGCAUUACCUAGUGAAGACACAUCCCAAGCAGAUGAUAGUACUGAACCUGAAGCAGAAUUUAAAGGAACUUUCCUUCAGCCCUCCACUUCGGAACUUACUGAUGAGACUUCUGUGACAGACAAACAAAGUACAACUGCUAAAUUACCAGAAACAUCUGAACUAAAUAAACCAUCUAGCAGCAAAUGUACUGAUGAUGUUGCAGAUGACACUCAUGGAGAAAGUGCUCAUGGCGAAAGCAUGGCGCCUGCUUCAGAGAUGCAUUUGGAUUAUGAGGAAGAAGAGGGAAAUUACCCUCAAUCUGUUUAUUCAGAUGCUGGAGAAGGAUCAAGUGACACUGGUCAAUUUGAGGUUAUUGAAAUAGACGAUGAAGAUGAAGAUGUACAGGCCAUGUUUGCAGAAUCUCGUCUUUAUGAUAAAGGUUCUCGACGAAAGUAUUCAUCCAAACGCCGCCGUCAAUUGAAAUCAGCUCUUCAUUUACCACUUGUCAUAUCCCAACAUGCAUCUACAGAUGAAACUUUCAGUCAGUUUCCUUUUAGAGAAAGAGGAAAAGUACUGAAUGAUCAAACUGAUUAUUGUACUCUUUGCAAUUGUACACUUCCAUUUGGUGUUACAUAUCAGUUCCACUUUAAUGAAGUUCAUGCCUCAGGAUCUCUAGUUGGUCUGUUUAGUGGUUCUGAUUGCUUAACUUGUAACAUUUGCUGCAAAAGUUUUGUAACUAAAGAACGUUUACGUCAGCAUAGCUCUGUGCAUGAUACUAUUGUUUAUUCCUGUCAUAUCUGUAAUGUCAAGUUCAAACACAAGAAAAACAUUGGAAGACAUUUAGAGACGAGCCAUGGACUGAAAAAGUGCAUGUAUUGUAAUGGCCUUUUUAGGAAAGGCGAUGAUUUUAAUUUUCAUAUUCUGGAUUGUGAUGCAUCUAAAGAAGGCACUUCCCUUUAGUCUAACACACAUUUACAUGAUACAUGUAAUUCUUUUUUUUUUAAGAAUGUAUAAAUAUAUAAACAUGAAGAAGUAUUUAUGAAUUCUGUAAUUUGUUUUUGUUUGUGUCAUAAUCAAAAGUAUUGAAGUAUUUAUACAAGCAAUUGUUUUUUAUUAUUUCAAGAAAAUAAAAUAUGGGGCUAUUGGUUUUAAAACCAUAUGUAUUUUUAUUAAGUUGCUUGAAAAAAGGAAAAAAUGAAUAAAACAUUUCAAGUCAAAACUUAUUUAAUGUAGAAUCAGAUGAUUGUAGCUCAACUGGAUGUAAAGGGAUAUGGUGUUAACAAAUGUUUUUGAAAUGCUGGUUAAAUGUGAUGUGACUAAUAAAAGUUUGUAAUUACUGUAAAUGAUCAUAAGAGAUCAAUGAAGCAAAAAAAUGUAAUGAAUGAACAAGGAAGAAUUGGAGUUGCUAUCACCUGGCUGAAUGAGCCCCGAUUGUACUUAUGUAUUAUUGUGUCAUCUUUGGUUUAAUUUGUACUUCAAAUUGUUUACAAAGGAACAUAUUGGCCAAUAAACAAUCGUGUAAAAACUUUCUCUGUUUCAGGAAGAAAAACUUUUCCAAGUCAAGGUCAGCUUCACUGCUUACAAAAUAAAACUGUUGGAAAUAGAAGAGAAAAUGGAUUUGAACGUUUGCAAGGAAAUACUUACGGUUCAACGCAGUAUUCUAAUCUAGAUUUUAUCAAAACU
This is a messenger RNA of Biomphalaria glabrata, 2719 nucleotides long. Its product is annotated as zinc finger protein 236-like. The record is from RefSeq and is a predicted model, not a curated record. Bases 362 to 1996 code for a protein of 544 amino acids. Gene Ontology annotation, molecular function: DNA-binding transcription factor activity, RNA polymerase II-specific; chromatin insulator sequence binding; RNA polymerase II cis-regulatory region sequence-specific DNA binding. Gene Ontology annotation, biological process: regulation of transcription by RNA polymerase II. The transcript has 3 exons. Gene Ontology annotation, cellular component: chromosome; nucleus. NCBI's taxonomy places the organism in Eukaryota, Metazoa, Mollusca, Gastropoda, Planorbidae.